AUGCCCCCAAAGGACCCAAUUGCCCUGAGGGAGUCUUUCCUGGCGGAAAAUAGCAUUUACUCUGAACUGGAAGCGGAGGCUGAUGUAAAACCUAUUGGAAAAAUUGAAGACAUUGAUGUGACAGAAAACGAAAUUUGGCUUCUACAAUGCCCCAAGGGAAUGAAUUUAAAGUCACUGGAAAACGAAAAACUAAAAAUACCAGGCCGUACAUCUAUUAAUGAUCUCGAAUCAGUUUCUGUGGACUUUGUGGAAGGCAAACAACAACAUUCAUUUGCAUACUGCUCUCGCAAUGGCCGAUACGAUUUGCGUGUGCUUCCUGUGCGCGGAACCAUUGUUUUGCGAAACCGUUUGAAAGCAUCCGAAUCUAUUACAGAGGAACGCAUUUCUGAGUGCUGUCCACCCAUGAAAAAAGUUCCUUUGCCCUCAAAAAUCCGUGUGAGGCAUCCGCUGUUAGGGUUCCAGUAUGAGGAUAAACUAGAAAUAGAUCAAAUUGUUAAGAAACGUCUCCUUGAAGCAGAUCAGCUGUCAGCCGAAAUUCUCAAACAGAGCAUAGUUAAGAAAUUAAGCGAAAAGCCUAAACAAAAACAACAAAACACCAAAGCCAUUGAAAUUGAUAGUGAUAAUGAAGAAGAUGACGAGGUACAGUUUGUCGGCAAAGAAGUGGUAAAGAAAAAGAAGCGGAAGCACAGUGAGAGCAACAAGUCAGAUGACGGCUCUAAGAAGAAGAAAAAAUCGAAAAAAUCAAAGAAAGGAGACGACGAGGAAGUUUCAAAAGAUCUGCAAUGGCUACAAAAUUUAUAA
Messenger RNA from Musca vetustissima, 801 nucleotides. RefSeq lists its product as uncharacterized. The record is from RefSeq and is a predicted model, not a curated record. The coding region runs from base 1 to 801 and encodes 266 amino acids. Lineage: Eukaryota; Metazoa; Arthropoda; Insecta; Diptera; Muscidae. Gene Ontology annotation, biological process: transcription by RNA polymerase I. The transcript has a single exon.